AUGGGUGUGUUGAAGACACUUCUCACGAUUGGAGUUGUCUUAAUCGAAAUACUUUCAGAUAUCAAAGAAAUUGAAUGCGCUUCCUCUCCGCCAACCAUCGUCUCAGAUAAAGCGGAUAAAGAAGAGUUUAUUGUAGAACCACACACGAUGUUCAAUAUCAGCUGUACCGGAAAGAAAAACGUGGUUUGGGAUGAGCCGGUCCCGAACAACACAUAUGUGCUUCCCGGAUUUUAUACUGCGACAUUGUUCAUCGAUGAUGCAGCAGCUUAUCACACCAGAUACUAUAAGUGCGUGUAUGAGACAAUGGGUGGUGUACGAGGGAGUGAAGAGGAGGACAAUGUAGCCGAAAUCUACAUUUUCGUUCCAGAUCCCGAAGUUCCAUUUGUGCCGGAAAACCCGGAGAACGACAGCGUAGAAAUCAGUGAGGAUGGAACCAUUAUCCCAUGUCGAGUGACCAACCCACUGUCGCAGGUUGUUCUGAAGAGUUUGCCGAGCGAGCAGGAGGUGACUGCACUGUAUGACAACAAAAAAGGUUUCAUCGGCCGCUUUCCACCUGGUCUCUAUGAAUGUGUGACGACCGUCAAUGGCGCCAAAUUUACCAGCAUCACAUACACCCUCAAAGGUCAGAUACAACAAGACUUCAACGUGAAGCUGAGGGCCAGUGCGGAUUCUAUUAAAGUGGGCCAACCCUUCAGUCUCACUUGUAUUGUCCCACCUGGACCUUUGUACCGGCAGGAAUGGCUGCACCCCAGAAAACAGGCUGCAGAUGCGGUUCAGAUGAUGGAGGUUUUCCCCGACAGAGUCCAGUAUGUCCUCAGUGUAUCACAGGCUUCCACUAAUGACAGUGGUUUCUAUGACUGCAGUGUCACCCACCUGCAUAGUAAUCAUACAAAAUCCACCCGUGCUGCAGUCCACGUCCACGAGAGUUCAUUUGUACUGGUGCAUCCCAGUGGAAUUGGGCCAGAAGAGAUAGCUUCUCUCCUGGAGGAGACAGAAUUCACCAUCUAUAUUGAGUCCGACAGCGUCCCCACUGUCACGUGGUUCAAAGACGGCGUCCCGCUCAACAGCAACUAUGUUAGUGCCAGGACCGUGCAUGUACAAGGUUUAAGGUAUGAGAGUGUGCUGGUUUUGAAACACCCGUUAGAGGAGGACAGUGGGACAUACAAAAUUCUGGCUGUUGCUGGCCCCCACACUGCAGAAUUUUCCUUUUCACUGCAGGUCAAAGCUCCCACCCCAAUGCUGGUGCAGUCUUUGUCAGCUCCAGUGCUAUGGCCCCAGAGAGACACUCUACUGGUCACCCUGCACUCCACCUUCAGGCUGACCUGCAGAGGAGUUGAUGAGCUUGCCUGGGACUCUCCCAUCACCCUGGCAAAACAAACCCUGGAACACAAGAGGAGUCUUUUUGUCUCCACCAUCACCAUUGACAAUGCCACAGCUGAACACACAGGAGAAUACUCCUGCUAUUACUACAGUGGCAAUCAGACAGAAGAGAGCAGCAUCUACGUCUAUGUGCCAGAUCCAGAUGUACCCUUUGUUCCCUCUAUGGUCCCUUUUGGUAACCACGUCCUGACGGAUCACGUGGAGAUGGAGGUGCCCUGUCGUGUGUCUGACCCCAGUGCUAACGUCACACUGGUGCACAUGGAGACUCAGCAGGUGGUGCCCAGUCAAUACGACAGUAAGAGGGGCUUUGUCGGCCUCUUCAAUCCCGGCACCUACAUCUGCAAAGCCCUCAUUAACGGACAGGAGUACAUCAGCGAGGAGUACAUUGUCCAUGGCUGGUUAGGUGGUUCUGCGCUCCAUGUGGACCUGAAAGCGGAGAAGACCGCUCUGCUGGUGGGAGAGACGAUCAGGGUAAGCUGCGUAGCCAGAGGCAGUGAGAUGCUGGAGGAUCACUGGAAGUACCCUGGCAAAGUUGCUGGUCGGGGAGUGAAGAUGGUGAAGGAGGAUAAGAGAAACAUGGAGAUUGUCUACACCCUGACUGUGUCGAGGGCCUCAACUAAAGACAGCGGUGUUUACGCCUGCUCCAUCACUGACAUCAUGAGCAACCAGGGUCAGACCAAAGAACUCCAAAUCAAUGUCUAUGAGGAAGAGUUUGUCUCCAUGGUGCCUAUGUUCACCCAGGACGAGUCAGCUGACUUGGAUGACGUCAGGGUUUUCAGAGCUGUUAUCGAGUCUCUUCCCGCUCCCCGGGUCACGUGGUUAAAAGACGGCGUUGUUCUCAGGGAUGUUUCUGCAGAAUUAACGACUAGCCUGCAUCAGAUCAGUGAGACCAGGUACCAGACGGUUCUGACCCUAAUUCGGGCCAAAGCAGAGGACAGUGGAAACUACACAGUCAGAGCAGAGCUGGCAAACCAAACCAUCGCCUACAGCUUCAGCUUACAGGUCAAAGUGCCUGCAGACAUAGUGAACCUGAUGGACAUUCACCAUGGGUCUGCCCUGGGCCAGUCUGUGGUAUGUACUGUGAGGGGACAGCCUAUUCCAGAGGUGGAAUGGUACAUCUGCAAAAACAUUAAAGACUGUGCCAAUGACUCAUCUCAGUGGUCAGUUUUACCAGCCAACUCCACUGAGGUUACCAUGCACUCACACAUUGACCAAGACAACAAUUUGGAGAGUCAGCUUACCUUUGGCCACCUGGAGAACACGCUGGCUGUGCGAUGCCUGGCCAGAAACGAGAAAGCUUUCGUCACCCGUGAGGUCAAACUGGUGGCCAACGGUCCACACUCGGAGCUUACUGUGGCGGCCGCAGUUCUCGUACUACUGGUCAUUGUCAUCAUCUCACUCAUUGUGCUGGUCAUUAUCUGGAAACAGAAGCCACGGUAUGAGAUCCGGUGGCGGGUCAUCGAGUCUGUCAGUCCUGAUGGACAUGAGUACAUCUAUGUGGAUCCCAUGCAGUUGCCAUAUGACUCCCGCUGGGAAUUCCCACGUGAUGGCCUCGUUCUGGGUCGUGUCCUGGGAUCUGGAGCGUUUGGUAAAGUGGUGGAGGGCACUGCCUAUGGACUCAGCCGGUCACAACCGGUUAUGAAGGUGGCUGUAAAGAUGCUUAAACCGACUGCUCGCUCUAGUGAGAAGCAGGCUCUCAUGUCAGAGCUGAAGAUCAUGACUCACUUGGGUCCUCACCUGAACAUCGUCAACCUGCUGGGAGCUUGCACUAAAUCAGGACCUAUCUACAUCAUCACGGAAUACUGUUUCUACGGUGACCUGGUCAACUACUUGCACAAGAACAGGGACAGUUUCCUGAGCCGCCACCCAGAGAAAGCCAAAAAGGAUCUGGACAUCUUUGGCAUCAACCCUGCUGACGAAAGCAGCAGGAGCUAUGUGAUCCUGUCAUUUGAGGGGAAAGGAGACUACAUGGACAUGAAACAGGCUGACAGCACCCAGUAUGUGCCAAUGCUUGAGAGGAGUGACGCCUCAAAAUACUCCCAUGUCCAGAGAUCAGACUAUGACCAUCCACCCUCUCACAAACACUUCAACGAGAGUGAAAUGGAAAACCUGCUAUCUGAUAACUCCAAUGAAGGACUCACUACCACGGAUCUCCUCAGCUUUACCUACCAGGUGGCUCGUGGGAUGCAGUUCUUGGCUUCUAAAAAUUGUGUGCACAGAGACCUUGCAGCCCGUAACGUGUUGCUGUCUCAGGGGAAGAUUGUGAAGAUCUGUGACUUUGGACUGGCCAGAGACAUCAUGCAUGACAACAACUACGUCUCCAAAGGAAGCACUUUCCUACCUGUGAAAUGGAUGGCUCCUGAGAGUAUCUUUGACAACCUCUACACCACUCUGAGUGAUGUCUGGUCCUACGGUAUCUUACUGUGGGAGAUUUUCUCACUGGGAGGGACCCCUUACCCAGGAAUGGUUGUCGACUCCACUUUCUACAAUAAGAUUAAGAGCGGCUACAGGAUGGCCAAACCCGAGCAUGCAUCCAAUGACAUUUAUGAAAUGAUGAUGAAAUGCUGGAACAGUGAGCCAGAGAAGAGGCCGUCUUUCCUCAGUCUGAGCGAGUCAGUGGCAGCACUUCUGCCCAGUGGAUAUAAGAGGAGCUAUGAGCGAGUGAACUGUGAUUUCCUGAAGAGUGACCACCCUGCCGUGACCCGGGUCCAGUGUGUCCAGAACAAUGAGGCGUAUGUGGACGUGGCCUAUAAGAACCAGGGAAAACUGAAGGACCGCGAGAGCGGGUUUGACGAACAGCGUCUCAGCUCUGACAGCGGGUACAUCAUUCCCCUCCCUGACCUCGACCCGCUGUCUGACGAGGAGUACAGCAAGAGAAACCGCCACAGCUCACAGACAUCUGAGGAAAGUGCUAUUGAGACAGGCUCCAGCAGCUCCACGCUAGCCAAACGAGAGGGAGAGACCCUGGAGGACAUCACUUUGCUGGAUGAGAUGUGUCUGGACUCGGGAGACCUGGUGGAAGACAGUUUCCUGUGA
Chanos chanos (milkfish) is the source of this 4416-nucleotide messenger RNA. It is a transcript of the gene pdgfra, whose product is annotated as platelet-derived growth factor receptor, alpha polypeptide. Gene Ontology annotation, biological process: positive regulation of kinase activity; embryonic cranial skeleton morphogenesis; platelet-derived growth factor receptor signaling pathway. The transcript has 28 exons. Gene Ontology annotation, molecular function: platelet-derived growth factor binding; ATP binding; platelet-derived growth factor alpha-receptor activity. The record is from RefSeq and is a predicted model, not a curated record. The coding region runs from base 1 to 4416 and encodes 1471 amino acids. Gene Ontology annotation, cellular component: plasma membrane; signaling receptor complex. NCBI's taxonomy places the organism in Eukaryota, Metazoa, Chordata, Actinopteri, Gonorynchiformes, Chanidae.